Alternaria rosae is the source of this 1796-nucleotide messenger RNA. Its product is annotated as concanavalin A-like lectin/glucanase domain-containing protein. NCBI's taxonomy places the organism in Eukaryota, Fungi, Ascomycota, Dothideomycetes, Pleosporales, Pleosporaceae. Gene Ontology annotation, biological process: carbohydrate metabolic process; fungal-type cell wall organization. The coding region runs from base 459 to 1595 and encodes 378 amino acids. Gene Ontology annotation, cellular component: fungal-type cell wall. Gene Ontology annotation, molecular function: glycosyltransferase activity; hydrolase activity, hydrolyzing O-glycosyl compounds. The transcript has 2 exons. The record is from RefSeq and is a predicted model, not a curated record.
GCGAGCGUCGUCAUUAACCCACGCGGCUUUAACACGGGCCGAGACAUGGUACCUGCAAUUCGCGACCCUCUCGUUCCCGGCAGCUGCUUGCUAUCGAUGCUGGCCCUGGCACACGUAUCUUUGGGUACAGGGAGUGAUCUGGGAGCUGACGAUGAUAAUUGAAGGGACCCACAGUGACGGGGGCUGUGGAGAGUGGUGUGGUUUGGUUCCCCCUUGAUUGCGGCCACGCGAGGGAGGUGCGUGCCACGCGGAGGGUUGGGCACUUCAAGCUUUGUAGAUUGUGAUUAAAGUAGGUGGGUACGCGGGUUCUCCUGGUGCUUAUCUUCUUGCUUCAACUCCAAGACUAUUUCCUUACUUCGUUGAGUUCACUGUCGCUGUCUCUGUCCCUUCUCUAUCUUUUUCCAAGUCAUUCGUUCACAACAUCGGCAGAAGAGCGACUUCACUCUACAUCUUCCAUAAUGCAUCUCCUCAACGUCUCGUUACUCCCUCUCUCCCUCAUCCUCUUCUCAACUACUCAAACUCUCGCCCAAACAUCCACAGACUGCGAUCCAACCAAGAAGUCUUGUCCGGCAGAUACCGCACUCUCCUCGUCAGUCUACACCCACGACUUCACCACCGGCGCCGAUGAUGAGAACUGGAAAGUCACCGCUGGCGAUGUGAAGUACACUUCGAAGGGUGCGGAGUUCACUAUCAACAAAGCCGGCGAUGCACCCACUAUCCAAUCGAACUGGUACAUCUUCUUCGGCAGCGUGAGCUUCGUCAUGAAAGCUGCGCCCGGCAAGGGCGUAGUGAGCAGUGCCAUUCUCGAGAGUGACGAUCUGGAUGAGGUGGAUUGGGAGUGGCUGGGUGGACAAGCCGGGAAUGUACAAACCAACUACUUCGGCAAAGGCAACACCACAACCCAUGACCGCGAGGUCGACGCCCCCAUCUCCGACACACAAGGCACAUCCCACAACUACACCAUCGCCUGGACCUCCUCAUCCACAACCUGGCUCGUCGACGGCGACGUAAAACGCACGCUCCGCUACUCCGACGCCAACGGCGGAUCAAACUACCCCCAAACCCCCAUGAACGUCCGCAUCGGCAUCUGGGCCGGCGGCGACCCCAACAACGCCGAAGGCACCAUCGAGUGGGCUGGCGGCGAAACGGACUACAGUGCUGCGCCUUUUACGAUGGUGGUGGAGAAGGUGGAAGUUCGGAAUGAGAAUCCAGGGGGUAGCUAUCAGUAUGGGGAUAUGACUGGGUCGUUUGAGAGUAUUGUUGUUGAUGGGGGGGAUGGUAAGGUGAAGAAGAGUGGGAGUGAGGAUGGGGAGAAGAGUGCUUCGAGUACUACUUCGAGUGGGUUGAAGACAGAGGCUAGUGCGAGUGCAAGUGCGACGGUUAAUGUUAAUGUGGAUGGGGGUGUCGGGGGUGAGCAUGCGAUGGAGACGGGGAGUAGCACGGGAGCGAUGAGCACAGCGAGCGCGACGCCUACGGGUAGUGCUACGGGCAGUGCGGCUGUGGCCGAGCAGACGGGUGAGUCUGGUGCGGUCUUGGGCAAGAGUCUCGGUGGAGGGCUCUUGGUGCUCAGCGCCAUGGCCAUGCUGUUGAUCUAGAUUAAUGUCAAUCCAAUAGAUACACAAUAGCAGUUCCAUUACAAUGCAGAGAAGCGGUUUCAAUCUGUCGUUCACAUUGCUAGCCUACAUACUUUGCAACCUGUUUGCUUCACGCAUAUGGUUCAACGUUACAAGCUGCCCAAUGUGACUGACCACCAAUUCUCUUCUCCUUUCGUCUCUAUAAACGCUCCAAGACACGGG